Molecule: messenger RNA, 510 nt
Organism: Morchella sextelata
Lineage: Eukaryota; Fungi; Ascomycota; Pezizomycetes; Pezizales; Morchellaceae
Exons: 1
Coding region: 1-510 (169 amino acids)
Source: RefSeq, a predicted model, not a curated record
AUGGGCGACAAAUCCCUUGCUUGCCAACAGGGCUUUCGAGCCGGCUACCUAGCUGCCUUCCACGCGUCCCUUCAGAUAUUGCCCGAGCCCAUGCAAGCCGCCUUGCGAGCCGCUGCAGCUCCUACUCACGCUGUCCAGAUGCAGACUGUUGCCGAGAGCGCCGAUGUUUCCACAGAUCUAGAGGUUGGUAUCAUUAACCUACCUAAAGAGGAGGGGGAGGAGGGGGAGGAGGAGAAGGAGAAGGAGGAGGAGGAGAAGGAGGAGAAGGAGGAGAGGAAGGAGGAGGAGAAGGAGGAGGAGGAUGAAGAAGAGGAAGAGGAAGAAGAGGAGGGAAGUGAUACAGACACACCUACCCCCGCACCCAAGCGCCGUCGUCUCUCAAGGCCCCCCACUACCGCUGUCGCCGCCCCGCUGGCCCCUGUCGCUCCUGCUGUCGAUGCCGCCUCUCUUAUCCUGGCGAUCGUCUCAAACCUGCAUUCUACCGAAGACGGGUCUCACACCAAUCCUUAA